Molecule: messenger RNA, 1206 nt
Organism: Salvelinus namaycush (lake trout)
Lineage: Eukaryota; Metazoa; Chordata; Actinopteri; Salmoniformes; Salmonidae
Product: tetratricopeptide repeat protein 23-like
Exons: 7
Coding region: 87-884 (265 amino acids)
Molecular function (GO): protein binding
Source: RefSeq, a predicted model, not a curated record
UCGAGGAAGCAGAGUCUAAUCAUCGAAAAGCAGAGAGGAUUGUGGUAGAUCUUCAUCAGCUAGGAGGCAUAAGCAAGGAGGAGAAAAUGGAGACUGAGUUUGAGAUAUCCACGUCUCUGUCCAGGGUGUACCAGCGGCAAGGCAGGUCAGAGGAGGCCCUGGGUCAGUGUGAGAGUAGUUUGCAGUUGCUGGAGGGCUGGGAAAGGCCAGGUCAGGCCUGCUCCGUCUAUAAGGACAUGGCUGCCAUCGAACAGGCCCAGGGCCGCCUCGACAGAGCUUUAGAGCACCUCUCUAAGGCUCAUGCCAUAGCUCUGAGUCAGAGCCCUGGGGGUCUGGAGGGGGCUCACAUCGCUCACAGCCUGGCCUUGGCUUACUCUACUGUAGCAGAGCCCCACCACAAUGACUCAGCAGCACACUACUAUGAGGAGAGUCUGAGUACAUACAGGACCUCCCUAGGCCCACAGGCUACUGUCACUCUCAACCUUCAGGAUGACUACUGUCGCUUCCUCCUCCUCACUGGGCAGCAAGAGAGGUGUGUAGAGAUCCAGAGGGAGUCCCUGGCCUUGAAGAGAGAGACAUUUGGUGACCUGAGUCCUGAGGUGGCUGACACUCUGCAGCUGAUUGGAGGGGUGCAGAUGACCCAGGGCCAGGUGAAGCAUGCCCAUAGGACCAUGAGCAAGUGUCUGGACAUUCAGAGUGUCCUGUAUGGCCCUCAGCAUAAGAAGACAAGAGCCACGCAGAAGACAGUGGACAUGCUGGCCCAGGCGCCCGAGGUUGCUGGGAGACAGAAGAGGGAGGGUAGCCUGAAAACAAGGCCUCCUUUCUGUGCAGUCCUACCUUCUUAUAGCAAGGCAGGAGGAAACGCCAACAUGUCGGACUCCUAACAUGCCAUCUGAGCUGGAUGAAUGAGCCUUGGCCCUCUAAGAAAAUAAAGCCUCUCCCUUUGUCGCAAGGAGAAAUUCUAUGAAUUGGAAAUGGACAAGACCCCUGGCAAUCCUUUCUGUUUUCAUUGUGCAUUCUCUGAGGAAUUAGUGUCAGGCUGUUGGCAGGACUACGCAGACAGAACUCCUCAGAAUGAAGGGAAGGUUCUACAGCUCAGAGAAGAGCUGCAGCGGAGGACUCUGUCCCUUCCUUGUCUCUCUGUGUGUACAACGAAGACGUUCAAUGUUAUGUUUAUGUUGUAUUAAUAAAGACUCAAACUCAGGA